Drosophila obscura is the source of this 1555-nucleotide messenger RNA. RefSeq names its product ribonuclease Oy (gene RNaseX25). The record is from RefSeq and is a predicted model, not a curated record. Gene Ontology annotation, biological process: RNA catabolic process. Gene Ontology annotation, molecular function: RNA binding; ribonuclease T2 activity. NCBI's taxonomy places the organism in Eukaryota, Metazoa, Arthropoda, Insecta, Diptera, Drosophilidae. Gene Ontology annotation, cellular component: extracellular region. The coding region runs from base 69 to 1082 and encodes 337 amino acids. The transcript is spliced from 2 exons.
UGUUUUUUCCAGCUCUACUCUAAUUUGCGGGUACGUAUUUAUUUAUAAAGAAACUGCAUAUUACGAAAAUGCAGAGCCAGCAAAUUGGUUUUGUGAUAGUUUUUCUCUGCUGCUGUCUCGUGGUCACAAAGCCCACGCCCCUAAGUGCCCACGACGACAUAUCGGAUUCGGAUGAAUCAGCCUCGGUCUCCGUGGAAAAGCAGCCACAAAGCAGCCUGCUUGACAACGACAGCGACGCUGACGACUCCUUGUAUCCCUUUGAUGACUCCAGACUGGUAGAUGAUCCGAUGCGGGGGAUGGAGCGUCAUCAGCGCGUUCAUGACCAAAAAUGGGAUGUGUUGAUAUUCACACAGCAAUGGCCGGUGACCACCUGCUAUCACUGGCGCGAGGACAACCCCUUGCAAGAGUGCACGCUGCCGCAGAAAAAAGAGUUCUGGACUAUACACGGCAUUUGGCCCACCAAGCUGGGUUCGCUGGGGCCCUCGUUCUGCAACAAGUCUGCAGAGUUCGAUGUGGACCAGCUGGAUGGCAUCUCCAAUCGCCUGGAGACCUUCUGGCCGGAUUUGAAGGGGGCCACGUCGCAGGAGUGGCUGUGGAAGCACGAGUGGCAGAAGCACGGCACCUGCGCCAUGCUCAUCGAGGAGCUGGACGACGAGCUCAAGUACUUUGGGCAGGGGCUCAGCUGGCGGGAGCAGUACAUCAUGUCGCGCAUCCUGGACGCCUCGGACAUCCAUCCCGACUCGAACAACACGGUCACUGCCAUCAACAAUGCCAUCGUAAAGGCGCUGGGAAAGAAUCCCUCCAUCCACUGCCUCUUCGACACGAAGCACGAGAUUAGCUAUCUCUCGGAAAUUCGCAUCUGCUUCAACAAGUCUCUCGAGCUGAUCGACUGCGACGGAGUCAAGCUGGGCGAUGCCGUCUCCAUCAAGUAUCCGGGUGGCAAUGUCACCACCAAUUGUCACAUCAGCAGCCUCGUCCACUACCCAAGUCUGGUGCCGCCGCUCCAGCGCAAGCGGGAAUGGAAGUUCCCGCUGGUGAAUGUCUACAAGCUGUUGCAGUUUCUGAUGUGGUUCACCCUGUAAUGAACACGAGAAAGUGGAAAGGGAAAAAAAAUUAUCUUAUUUUUGUAUAGAUUUAGUUUUGGGAUUGAAAUCCCUUUGGGAAGACAAAAGGAGCGCCUUAGGAGGACUUGUUAACUCCUCUUAGUUUUUCACUACACCUUACACUACUCCUCUGCCCCCUAAUUCGAUGCCCUCGCGGAGGAGGAGGUCACCGCAUGCACUGAGUCCAGACGUGUCCCUAAAUCCGAGUGGUAUUUUUUUUUGUGUAGAAGGAAAUAUGGCAAAUCAUCAAAUUAAGGGACCUUUUCCUUUUAUAAGCCCAACAAAGACAAGACCUCAGGCUAUUCCUUCAGCACCCUCACAGUUUGUUUCACAUCUACCCAUCCCAUCCCCACACCCAGAUCUCUGCAGGAUCAUUAGCCCUUUCCCAAUUCUAGUUCGUAAGAAUAACCCUACGACAUUUGUUUAAUUAAACACACACACAUCGAAUUAAU